CAACUCUGCAUCAUACGAUCACGCCAUACCAGGAAACUGGACUCUUGAAGGUAGAUUAGCCCUUGAGAUGGUAGAAGUAGCUACUGCUGUUCACCAUAGGCCCUUUUUCUCUGCUUCUUCUGUUUCUGGUUCAUGGUCAUGGUGGAGUUUCAGGAGAACUUCAUCAUGGAAAAACAGGGCUUCUGCUUCUGUUAAUAUUUCUUGUUCAUUAUCGUCCAAGAAACAAACAGGUGGUGGGCAAUUACUGCCCCAGAAGAGCAACAACAGUGAGAGGAAGGAGAGGGUAUUCUUCUUGGAUGUGAACCCUCUCUGUUACACUGGAAGUAAACCCAGCUUACGCUCCUUCGGUUAUUGGAUCUCUCUCUUCUUCUCCGAAGUCACUAAUCGUGACCCAGUCAUAGCUGUUCUUGAUGGGGAAAGAGGGAAUGAAUACAGAAGACAGUUGCUACCUUCAUACAAGGCACAUAGGAGGAAAUUCUCAGCAUCACAAUGGUUUUCAAGAAAUCACGUUGGAAGUUCACAUCAUGUCAUUACAGAUGUUCUUCAGAAGUGCAAUGUGCCAGUUGUUAGAAUAAAAGGCCAUGAAGCAGAUGAUGUAGUAGCAACGUUAGUAGAACAAGUUCUGGGAAAAGGAUUCCGAGCUGUUAUUGGAUCACCUGAUAAAGAUUUCAAGCAGUUGAUAUCUGAAGAUGUGCAAAUCGUUAUGCCCAUGCCAGAGUUUGGCCGGUGGUCCUUCUACACAUUAAAGCACUAUAUGGCUCAAUAUAAUUGUGAUCCAAGCUCUGAUUUGAGUCUUCGAUGCAUUGCUGGUGAUGAAGUUGAUGGUGUUCCUGGACUUCAACAUGUUGCUCCUGGUUUUGGUCGCAAGACAGCCUUGAAGCUCUUAAAGAAGCAUGGUUCAUUAGAAAAUUUGCUAAAUGCAGCUGCAGUUAGAACAGUGGGGAAACAGUACGCACAAGAUGCUCUUACCAAGCAUGCUGAUUACCUGAGAAGGAAUUAUAAGGUUCUCACCCUAAGAAGGGAUGUUGAUGUUUGUCUUCAGGAGGAAUGGUUAUCUGAGAGAGAUAGUUGCAAUGAUGCAGUUGUCCUGUCCAAUUUUUUUGAAUUAUUGGGGACGGAGGAAAAUCUCAACGGGCAAAAGGCCUCUUAUUUUAUAGGUUAAGCUCCAACUUGUAAGUGCUGUGAAAGGUUCCCUUGGUAGGUUUGUGAGCAUGCACACUAGCAUACACCAAGACAAACCUGCUUUGAGAAGUAGCGAAGUAAACUAGGUUAUUGAAAAUGCAAGAAAUUAAUAGAAGAAUUUCUUUAGAUACUCAGUUAUAUUCGGGCCUCAAUAUACACAUUGGAGGAGAAAAGAAACUAGGUAGCGAUGACCCUGAUCUGUAGUGAAGACUGUUAUGCAUGGAUUCAUAAUCCCAUGCUAUCUGCAUAGAUACUCACAUUACUUGUCCUUUUUUUUCUUUUUCUUUUUAAAUAUCAGAUCACUCUUGUAUCCAGUAUCUGUAUAUUGUUUUAAACAUUGAAAGAUCCAUUAUCUUUGAAGGGACACCAUUUUUUGAUGUUUCAGUUGAAACCAUUUUGUCUUGAAUGGA
Macadamia integrifolia is the source of this 1592-nucleotide messenger RNA. RefSeq names its product 5'-3' exonuclease. The transcript is spliced from 6 exons. The record is from RefSeq and is a predicted model, not a curated record. Gene Ontology annotation, biological process: DNA replication, Okazaki fragment processing. Gene Ontology annotation, molecular function: 5'-flap endonuclease activity; DNA binding. The coding region runs from base 68 to 1162 and encodes 364 amino acids. Lineage: Eukaryota; Viridiplantae; Streptophyta; Magnoliopsida; Proteales; Proteaceae.